Molecule: messenger RNA, 666 nt
Organism: Danaus chrysippus (African queen)
Lineage: Eukaryota; Metazoa; Arthropoda; Insecta; Lepidoptera; Nymphalidae
Source: the annotation of a GenBank genome assembly
AUGCCAGAAGUACAUCCCGCGUUUGCUAACUCUGGAAAACAGGCAGGGAUCGAGAUUUGGAGGGUUGAGGUGGAAGCAUCAGUGUCAUCUAUGAAUAAGGGAGACUGCUUCAUCUUAGAUGUAGACCACGAGAUACUCGUGUAUGUUGGAGACAGUUCAAAGAGUGUUGAGAGGAUGAAAGCUAUCACUGUAGCCAACCAAAUACGGGACCAGGAUCACAAUGGAAGAGGAAAUAUAGAAAUUAUUGAUCCGUACUCCAAUGAAGGGGAUGUCAACAAAUUCUUCACAGCCCUCGGCUCUGGAGAUCAAGACUCUGUAUCUGAUGCUGAAGAAGGAGGAGACGAUGAGGACUUUGAACGCGGCGAAUCCAAGGAAGUGUGCCUCAGUGAAAUUUCAGAUAGUUCGGGAUCAUUGAAAAUAAAAAAAUUAGAUGCUCCUUAUACAAAGGAUCUUUUGGAUACUAAAGAGUGCUACAUACUUGACACCAGCGCAAGUAUAUAUGUGUGGGUUGGAAGACACUCAAAUGGAAGGGAGAAGGCGGAAGCCAUGAAGAAAGCUCAUCAAUACUUGGAAGCAAAUAAUCAUCCGUCAUGGGUCCACAUCUCAAAAGUAGUGGAAGGCGCUGAACCGACAGCAUUUAAACAACAUUUCCAAGAUUGGAAUUGA